This is a messenger RNA of Triplophysa rosa, 3586 nucleotides long. Its product is annotated as soluble guanylate cyclase 88E-like. The record is from RefSeq and is a predicted model, not a curated record. Gene Ontology annotation, biological process: response to oxygen levels; cGMP biosynthetic process; nitric oxide-cGMP-mediated signaling. The transcript is spliced from 17 exons. Lineage: Eukaryota; Metazoa; Chordata; Actinopteri; Cypriniformes; Nemacheilidae. Gene Ontology annotation, molecular function: guanylate cyclase activity; oxygen sensor activity; heme binding. Bases 275 to 2713 code for a protein of 812 amino acids. Gene Ontology annotation, cellular component: guanylate cyclase complex, soluble.
GACUAUCGCGUUUAGCACCUGCCACAAACACACCUCUGCUCUCUUGUAUUAUCCCAUGUGGUCCUUGCCCUGACACAAAAGAGAAUGAAGUGCUUCAGGUGCCAAAAACAGGUGGGCAAAAAUAUAACGAGAAAGAGAGAAAGGGAGUGAGAGAGUGAGUCCUGCUUUAGCCAAACUCCUCUACAGACUUCUACACAUUAUCUACACAUUACACAGCACUGUGGGUCCGCAGUUUUUCCGGGGCAGUGUCCUGGAGGUUCCAAACCCUCUGAAGAUGUAUGGCCUGUAUUUGGAAGCAGUGAAUGACUACAUAAAUGAAUCGUACGGAGAGGACGUAUGGAGACUAAUUGAGGCCAGAGCAGAGAUCCCUCACCUAAAAUUUGUUCGACUCCAGAUGUACAAUGAUAAUCUUAUCCUGCGAUUGGCAAAGGCAGCUGGGGAAGUUUUGGGAAAAACUCAUGAUGAGCUCAUGUAUGCUUUUGGGGUCUACAUGGUUAAGCGGAUAGGAAACUAUGGCUAUGAGAGGAUCCUAAAGGUACUGGGUCGCAACGUGCGCGACUUCAUCAAUGAGCUGGAUAACUUGCAUGAGUAUUUCCGUUUCUCAUUCCCAAAAGUCCAGCCACCCAGUUUCUGUGUAGAGGAGGAGUGUGAGACCAGCCUCACCCUGCACUAUCGCUCUACCAGAAAAGGCUUCACACAGUUUGUCAAAGGGCAGCUCUCUCAGGUGGGCCGACAGUUUUACAACACAGACAUCGAGGUGGAAAUUCUGUCCAAAGAGGAAACCGAGAAAAUGACAUAUGUGGUGUACAAGAUGAAUUUUGACAACGCUGCGUUUAAGCACCGUAUGCCUCAACAGAAAACAGCUCCAGGCUAUGAGAAACUGCCCAUGAAGAGAGGAAUCUUUUUCGACAUGUUCCCCUUCAGCGUCAUUUUCCGCAGGGACAUGACCAUGUUUUGGAUCGGAGACGGUUUGAAGGAGGUGUUUUCUGAUCUGCAGGGUAAAAAAGUAGACGAAGAAUUUACACUGGUGCGACCCAUGCUGGAAUUCAGCUGGGACAAUAUCUACACCCACCUCAACAAUGUGUUCGAGUUGUUGUCUAAAGCUGUGGUGGAGAGCAAACAGAAAGUCAACAUUCCCAAACUCAGCAAAGAAGAACCAGAGGAGAAAGAGGAAAGCGAAAAACCCAAAAAGGAAGAAAGAGACAUUAAGGUGAUGGAGGACAUAAAAGGCACGGACCAGGAAUACAGCAGCUCUGUGACUCUAUACAACAGCUCGGCAAACUCGGGAGGAGAGGACAUCGAGCUGCUGGCUUUUCAGACAGUCACCGGUAAGUGUAGCGAAACCAUAUUUGAAGACAUGCGAGAGCCCCCUAAAAAGCCUCUCCAUCUGAAGGGUCAGAUGAAGUACGUCCCGCAGUGGGACUCCCUCAUCUUCCUUGGAACCCCAAUUAUUGAGACAGUGGAGGACAUGAUAAAAAUGGGCGUCUAUGUCAAUGAUUUAAACCUGCACGACUCGAGCAGAGAGCUCAUUCUGGCCGGAACACAGCAGUCGGCCGAACUGCAGCUUGCACUUGACCAGGAGCAGCAGAAGUAUGCGCAGCUGCAGGAGAUCAUUAAAAAGCUGGAUGAGGAGAAGAAGAGAGGGGACUCCCUACUGUACGCCAUGAUACCCAAAGCCGUGGCAGACAGACUGCGCAAGGGAAUAACAGCCCUGGAGACAUGUCAGGUGUUUCCAGACGUGACCAUUCUGUUCAGCGACGUGGUGAAGUUUAAUGAGAUCUGUAUCCACAUAACCCCUAUGCAGGUGGUGGACAUGCUAAAUGAAAUCUACAUCGUUUUUGACACGCUCAGCGAGAAGCACAACGUUUAUAAGGUGGAGACCAUACGUGAUGCCUACAUGGUGGUGGCAGGUGUGCCCAAUAAGACCACGUUCCACGCCCAUCACAUCUGUGACAUGGCUCUAGACAUGCUGAGCUCCAUCGAUCACCUGAAAGACCCCUCCACCGGAGACAACAUCCAGAUCCGCGUGGGCAUUCACUCUGGGAUGGUGGUGGCUGGAGUGGUGGGUCUGAAGAUGCCGAGAUAUUGUCUGUUCGGGGACACAGUAAACACAGCAUCUCGGAUGGAGUCAAAUGGCGUGGGUAUGCAAAUCCAUAUCAGUCAGACCACCAAAGAUCAUCUAGAGCAUGAGCCAUACAUCAUUGAGGAACGCGGAAAGAUUUUUGUAAAGGGUAAAGGUUAUAUGAAGACAUACUGGCUGAAGGGAAAGAAAGACCUCUCCUUUAAGACUCCAGCAGAGCUCAGAUACAGCAAUGAGCAGAAGGACUCUGAAGACAGAAGCUCUAACGGUUCCACUUGCACCAACAGCAAACAUCCCCCAUCCGACAUGAAUACCCCCAAUGAGGAACAGGCUGAGGGAAAGCCCACUCCUUCUGACCUUCCCCAGGACACCCUACAACCACUAGAGGGCACCUCAGACCCAACCACAUUCAUCAAUGAGUCCCAGGAAAAAGAAAAGGCGAAAAAGAUAAAGAAUAACAAAGGAGGAAAAGCAGACAACGCAUCGGGUAAUGCACAGGAGAGCACUUCCCCUGCUGGGGGUCCGGAUAACGCAGCUCCAGAGCUAAACAACAAAAAGCACAGUUUCAGAAGCCAAUACGCACGAUUGCCAGCCAAUCUCCCCAUGCGAAGCACAUCCUGCAGUCUGCUGUGACAAUCCUGGAGAGCUUGGUAUGAUAGUUUAAUGCAAAACGAUUGGCCCCGCAGACUUCUUUUCAACUUGUUUCCCCAUUGGAAAAUCCAUUUUGUGCUUUGGUACAUGAUGGCUGGUUUCUAGCUGGUCUGAGUUGGUGGACCAGCUGGUAGCUGGACUGUUGCUGGUCCAAGAUGGUCUACAGACUUUGACUGGCUAAAACACAGCUGGCAUGUUCCAAAAAAAAUGACUAACAGCUCAGAUUUGACAGAUCCAUGUUUGAUUAUCAGAUCAGAUAGAAAAUGAUCAGACAACUGAAUUCAUGUCAGCAAAUUCUACAAUUUUAGUUAAAGACUGUGGCACAUAAACAAAAAGUUUCAAUGCAGAUUUCUCUCAUAUCUGCCAAAAAUAAUUGGCUUUGUGGCUUAGUUGGGAAGCUAAACUUCAUGAUAUUUCUGGAACACGAUUUGACAUUUCGGUAUGAAAGUAAAUAAGUCUGAAUAAUAUUUUUGGUUGCUGGAAAACUGUUUGUCCUCGCAUCUGGAUACAGAGCAGGACAUGAUUUAAUCUGGAUCAAAAAUUAGAUUAAAAAAAUCAGAUUAGUCAGAUUUAAAAAAAUCCAUAAAAAUAAAUAUGUAUAAAAACAAUUUGUAACACUCUCUUUAAAUCCGAGCAUCAGAUUGACAGCAGAGUACAGUCUGGUUGCCACUUCCCUCUUUCAAGAGUUUGAAUAACCGUCUCUAAAUAUUUUAAUAUUAAAUGUGAUAUGUUAAAAUCUGUAUUGAGUAUAUUAGCAUAUUUGUAUGUACAGUUUUAUUCCAGAAAUAUGUUUAAGAUUUGAAAUGUUCAGUAUUACACAUGUCAUGAUGUGCCGAAUCAUUGUUUUAACUGAAU